Centrocercus urophasianus (Greater sage-grouse) is the source of this 552-nucleotide messenger RNA. It is a transcript of the gene FABP1, whose product is annotated as fatty acid binding protein 1. NCBI's taxonomy places the organism in Eukaryota, Metazoa, Chordata, Aves, Galliformes, Phasianidae. The record is from RefSeq and is a predicted model, not a curated record. Gene Ontology annotation, molecular function: fatty acid binding. The transcript is spliced from 4 exons. The coding region runs from base 62 to 445 and encodes 127 amino acids. Gene Ontology annotation, biological process: fatty acid transport. Gene Ontology annotation, cellular component: cytosol; nucleus.
CAAGCUGUGCAUACCAGCAAGGCAUCUUCUCUUGUGUUGGGAGCACAGAAAGCCUUCCAUCAUGAGCUUCACUGGAAAGUACGAGCUCCAGUCCCAUGAAAACUUCGAGCCUUUCAUGAAAGCCCUUGGGCUUCCUGAUGAUCAUAUCCAGAAGGGUAAGGACAUGAAGAGUGUCUCAGAAAUUGUGCAGAAUGGGAAUAAGUUCAAGAUUACUUUUACUGCUGGCCCCAAAGUAAUGACCAGUGAGUUCACCAUUGGGGAGGAGUGUGAGAUGGAUCUGCCGACAGGAGAGAAGGUCAAGUGUGUUGUUAACAUGGAAGGUAACAACAAACUGGUUACCAACCUGAAGGGGCUGAAAUCCGUGACCGAACUCAACGGAGACACCAUCAUCCAUACCAUGACGAAGGGAGACCUCACCUACAAGAGAAUUAGCAAGAGAGUCUAGAGACCCUGCACAAACUUAUCAUUUUACUAUGUAGAAUGAGUUCCAUUAAAGUAAAAUUUGUAUGAAAACAUCUUCAUAAUAAACCUCUUUGCUUUUGCUAUAAAAAA